This is a messenger RNA of Asparagus officinalis (garden asparagus), 1293 nucleotides long. RefSeq names its product protein FAR1-RELATED SEQUENCE 5-like. The coding region runs from base 1 to 1293 and encodes 430 amino acids. Lineage: Eukaryota; Viridiplantae; Streptophyta; Magnoliopsida; Asparagales; Asparagaceae. Gene Ontology annotation, biological process: regulation of DNA-templated transcription. The record is from RefSeq and is a predicted model, not a curated record. The transcript has 2 exons.
AUGGGAGGUAACAACCUUGUUGCCAAGGCUGUCGUGUCGCAGCCGACGAUUAAGAUCCUCGUGGAUGAAGAGGUCGAAUACGAGUUCGACCAGCAGAAAUUUGAGGAGCACGUCUCCUCCUCCUCCUCCUCCAGAUCGUCUUCUCCUUGUAAGGACGGGAAGGCCGCUUCCCUCAAGAAGGUUUGGUUAUUUUCUAGAAUGGAUGAAACAAAUUCAACUAGUGUAGAGUUCGGAAUAGGAGAAUCAAGUGCUAUUGGAAGUGAAAUUGCGGACAAUACUAUAAAUGCUCCUAAACCACUACUAGGAAUGAAGUUUAAUAGUUAUGAAGAAGGUUAUAACUAUUAUAACUCUUAUGCAUUGUUGAUGGGUUUUGGAAUAAGAAAGAGCACGGUAAAUUACUCGCGUAAGACUAGAGAAGUGGUAGACAGAAAGUUUGUUUGUGAUAAGGAGGGCCAUAGACCUAAAAGAGACAAGAUAGAAAAUCCAGUUCGGCGAGAGACCCGAGUGGGAUGUAAGACAAUGAUGCGAAUUAAAUUAUUGAAGGACAAAUCGUGGGAGGUCACGGGGUUUAUUGAAGAACAUACAAAUCAUGUGUUGAGUAGUCCAGACAAAGCAAAAAUGCACAGAUCACAUCAACAAUUCCAUAAAACUCAAAGAUGUAAAAAACUUAUUGAUAGUCUACAAGAAGAAGGUAUGCCUCCUUCCACUAUUUCUCGUGUCAUCAAUGCAACUAAUGGAAGAGAAGGUGAAAUAGUGACAUCACAACAAUGCAUUGAUCAUAUCAGAACCCAAAGAGUCAAUAAUAUUGGUCAUGAAUGUAUAUCUAUCAUUCGACAUUUUCAGAGUGCGACAGCGAAUGAUCCAGAAUUUUAUUUUGCAAUAGAAAUAGAUAGUAGUGGACAAUUGAGGAGUGUUUUCUGGGCCGAUGGAAGAUCAAGAGCAUCUUAUUUGAAAUUUAGUGAUGUUAUUGUGUUUGAUGUGACAUACAGAAUUAAUAAGUCCAGUCUUCCAUUUGCUCCAUUUACUGGUGUAAAUCAACAUAGGCAGUCCACUUUACUUGGUUGUGCAUUAUUAGCCGAUGAACAGGAAGAUACAUUUGUUUGGUUAUUUGAAGAAUGGCUGAAAUGCAUGCAUGGCAUUAAACCAGGUGCUAUUAUAACAGAUCAGGAUAGAGCAAUGUGUAAUGCUAUUCACUCAGUGUUUCCAACGAUAAGACAUCGUUAUUGCUAUUGGCACAUGCAAAAGCAUAUUAUUGAUCAUUUGCAUACUUUGAUAUCUCGUUAUGGUGAAUAG